CGCCUGGGCCUCCUGGCGCUCCCUCUCCGCCUCCCAGCUUCGCCGGCCGCCACCAUGUCCGCCUCGGCCGUCUUCAUCCUUGACGUCAAGGGCAAGCCCCUGAUCAGCCGCAACUACAAGGGAGAUGUGGCCAUGAGUGAGAUCGAGUACUUCAUGCCCCUGCUCAUGCAGCGCGAGGAAGAGGGGGCCCUGGCCCCGCUGCUGAGCCACGGCCGCGUCCACUUCCUGUGGAUCAAACACAGCAACCUCUACUUGGUGGCCACCACCCUGAAGAAUUCUAAUGCCUCCCUGGUGUACUCCUUCCUCUACAAGACCGUGGAGGUCUUCUCGGAGUACUUCAAGGAGCUGGAGGAGGAGAGCAUCCGGGACAACUUUGUCAUCGUCUACGAGCUGCUGGACGAGCUCAUGGACUUCGGCUUCCCGCAGACCACCGACAGCAAGAUCCUGCAGGAGUACAUCACCCAGCAGGGCAACAAGUUGGAUACCGGCAAAUCUCGAGUGCCUCCCACCGUCACCAAUGCGGUGUCCUGGCGCUCCGAGGGCCUCAAGUACAAGAAGAAUGAAGUCUUCAUUGAUGUCAUUGAAUCUGUCAACCUGUUGGUCAAUGCCAACGGCAGCGUCCUGCUGAGUGAGAUUGUAGGCACCAUCAAACUCAAGGUCUUUCUGUCCGGAAUGCCAGAGCUGAGGCUGGGCCUCAAUGACCGCGUGCUCUUCGAGCUCACUGGCCGACGCCCCGCCCUCUCCCUGCCGCAGGCCAAGGGACAGUUCAAGAAGCAGUCGGUGGCCAACAGCGUGGAGAUCUCUGUGCCCGUCCCCAGCGAUGCCGACUCCCCGCGCUUCAAGACCAGUGUGGGCAGCGCCAAGUACAUGCCUGAGAAGAACGUUGUCAUUUGGAGCAUCAAGUCUUUCCCGGGGGGCAAGGAGUACCUGAUGCGUGCCCACUUUGGCCUCCCGAGCGUGGAGAAGGAGGAGGUGGAGGGCCGGCCCCCCAUCGGAGUCAAGUUUGAGAUUCCUUAUUUCACCGUCUCCGGGAUCCAGCCUGUUCUCUAUGCCCCCGGCCGCCAGAGGGCGCUCGUUGACGCCCAAAUCCGCUCCCUUCCUGCCCAGAGGGAAAGCUGA
Echinops telfairi (small Madagascar hedgehog) is the source of this 1119-nucleotide messenger RNA. It is a transcript of the gene AP1M2, whose product is annotated as adaptor related protein complex 1 subunit mu 2. The transcript is spliced from 9 exons. The record is from RefSeq and is a predicted model, not a curated record. Gene Ontology annotation, cellular component: clathrin-coated vesicle; clathrin adaptor complex. Lineage: Eukaryota; Metazoa; Chordata; Mammalia; Afrosoricida; Tenrecidae. Gene Ontology annotation, molecular function: clathrin-cargo adaptor activity. Gene Ontology annotation, biological process: intracellular protein transport; vesicle-mediated transport. The coding region runs from base 55 to 1119 and encodes 354 amino acids.